Ornithodoros turicata is the source of this 1877-nucleotide messenger RNA. RefSeq names its product FAST kinase domain-containing protein 4-like. NCBI's taxonomy places the organism in Eukaryota, Metazoa, Arthropoda, Arachnida, Ixodida, Argasidae. Gene Ontology annotation, biological process: regulation of mitochondrial mRNA stability; mitochondrial RNA processing. The record is from RefSeq and is a predicted model, not a curated record. The coding region runs from base 138 to 1832 and encodes 564 amino acids. Gene Ontology annotation, cellular component: mitochondrial matrix; ribonucleoprotein granule. The transcript has 10 exons. Gene Ontology annotation, molecular function: RNA binding.
CCUUCAAUUCACCCAAUCGGUAGCGACAUCGUUUCAAGCGUGAUUUAUCCGGUUUAUUUACAUUUGUCAUUGACUUACCAUUCGGGUCGUGAAUGAACCAUGCUCUGAAUACGAAGUGAAGGUAGCGAGGCGGCACGAUGUUUGCUGUAUCUCGCUCGUCCUGGAACAAGGCGGUGUCCCUGGUGCUCAGAGUCUCACGCCACCGAUCUCCCAAAACAGGAUUCCGGGAGUUUGUUCAGGUUCCUCAUCUUCAAGAGCAGUUGCCAUUAACGUUUGCUACAGUAGCAGGCAGUGUCGCCAAAGAGGAAGCCGACAAACCUUACGGUGGCAACUGGGACACCAAGUUUGAAGCUCUCUGUAAAGCUGUGGUAAAGGGUGACCAAGGCCUUCUCGAUGACCGCUUGGUGAUACGUGGAUUGCAUCGCCUUCUCAAGAGCAACACCAAUCCCGAGUCCUAUGUGCUACACUGUUUCGAGCAACGGGUACUAUGGAGGUGCCGAAAGAUGCGCCUCCAUAAUCUCUGUUACUGCCUCUCGUACCAUGUUUCACACCAGGAAACGCCUCUUCAAAAGAAGGUAGUGGAAACAUUGUGCGAGGAAAUCCAAACGCGUGUGUCAUCCAUCGAGUCCGUCAAUGACGUUGUUCGGCUCUUGGAACUAUCUGAUCAUCUGGGAGGAGCCAAGUUCAUGCUCACAGUGCAAGACCGGGCUCUGCACCUUAUGAAUUCUUUCAAUCAGCAUGAGAUUUGUUUCUUGGUAGAAUCCCUCGCAAAACUCGGUCUACGUCCUACUCCUCUUUUGCAAGCUGCUGCGUUUUAUUUGGGAAAGAAAGGAGGGGAGCUUUCUUUGAAGGAUGCAGUGUCUCUCCUUAACGCCUUCAAAACUUUGAGCUUUCCUGACUUGGCUGUCCUGAGAUGGGUGUCUGAGGCUGUUGUAAGCGGUCUAGGAACCGCGGAAAAGCCGUCAUUGGUAGCUGCAUGUCUUACUUCUGUUGGACAGCUCAGGUGGAGGCAUCCAGAUCUCUUGGAGUCCUGUGCAUCCUGGAUCUUAUCGAAUGCAUCAGACUGCAGGCAACAGGAUGUUGCAGCUUGUCUGCUUGCUCUGGCCCGGGUGCAGUACAUGCCUGAAGACAGCCAUCGGCUGUUCACGCUCUUCACUGAACACCUAUGUGAAAGAAGCCUUGCUUCGAGCGCACCACUCGUGUGGUUAGACGUUGUUUGGUCUUUAGCCACACUCGGGAGGAUAGAAAGUCACCAUCUUGACUCUGUGUUCAAGCCGGAGUUCUACAAACCCUUGUUGGACGACAAGAGUUUCGCUGGAUGCACAGCACGACAAAAGCUCCUUAACCUGGCUGCAGUGAACGAUAUGGAAUUUCCGAAUAGGCCUCGUUUCCCAAAAGCUGUCCUGGACACUUUAAUGGAGAGCUGCAUGUCAUUUGAGGAAGGUCCGCUGCAGCGGUCAGUGAAAGAGGCAUUAGCGAACUUCGCUCCGUCUGGGAAGUACCUUCUUCCUAGUCCAGAACUUCCGUACAGGAUUCCCGCAGACGCAGAGAUAGUUGUGGACGAGAAUCUUCAUCCUGUGCCACUGGAAUCACCCAUGCAGCCAGAGCAUAAGAGAGUUGCGGUGGUUGUUCUAGACUUCAAGGACGUCACUCUGUACAGCUCAGUUCCAACAGGGUGCAACGCACUCCGGCUCCGACUGCUGAAGACGAUGGGCUACGCUGUACUAGAGGUCCAUCACACAGAAUACGACGACAAGGAACCUGUUCUGAAGAAAGUCAAGUAUUUACAGCGAAAACUUCAGAUGUGCGUUAAAAAUGUAGACUCGUUGUGAGUUCCAUGCUCCAGUAAUAAAGCGCAUUUAGGUGCGACCCACGGA